Messenger RNA from Solea senegalensis (Senegalese sole), 5744 nucleotides. RefSeq names its product integrin, alpha 1 (gene itga1). Gene Ontology annotation, biological process: cell-cell adhesion; cell-matrix adhesion; integrin-mediated signaling pathway. NCBI's taxonomy places the organism in Eukaryota, Metazoa, Chordata, Actinopteri, Pleuronectiformes, Soleidae. The coding region runs from base 260 to 3823 and encodes 1187 amino acids. Gene Ontology annotation, molecular function: integrin binding. Gene Ontology annotation, cellular component: external side of plasma membrane; integrin complex. The transcript is spliced from 30 exons. The record is from RefSeq and is a predicted model, not a curated record.
UCUCACUGUCUGUCCAGCACUGCUCACGCUGCAGACACGACACGCAAUGGAACAGAGCUCAUCCUCAUCGGUGUGAGACUGGGGGGGUGGGGGACUUGUGAUUAUAAACUGUCGAUGCCGCUGCAGCGCAUCAAAUGCUCUGUGGACUCUUGUUAGUCACUUAGCGAUCUGAACUCUGUGAAGGUUUGUGUUUCUCUGAGCACCGGACGUUAAAAAAGGAAAAAUAACUGGAGCUGCGGGAUUCGAUUUGUGCGCCAAGAUGCUCGGGAUAACCCAGCGUUUCACUUUGACAGCUGUGGCAUUUGUUGUGCUGGUUGUGCGCACAUGGUCCUUCAACGUGGACCAGAAGAACGGCCUGUCAUUCAGCGGUCCACUGGAGGACAUGUUUGGCUACACCGUGCAGCAGUUCGAGAACAGCGAGGGAAAAUGGGUUCUGAUUGGUUCACCGCUAUCUGGCCAACCAGCGAAACGAACCGGAGAUGUCUACAAAUGUCCUGUGGGGAGGGGGGACAACACGUGUGUCAAACUGGAGCUGCCUAGAAACACAACAGUUCCCAACUUACACGAAGUGAAGGAGAACAUGACCAUGGGAACCACACUUGUGACCAAUCCCAGUGGAGGAUUUCUGGCGUGUGGUCCUCAGUAUGGCUACAUGUGCGGGCAGCAGCAGUACAUCUCAGGAGUUUGUGCCAAUGUCAGCUCUUCCUUCCAGAUCCUCAACUCCGUGGCGCCGGGUGUCCAAGAGUGUGCAAAGGAGCUGGAUAUCGUGAUGGUUCUGGACGGAUCGAACAGUAUCUACCCCUGGGAGAGCAUCAUCAAGUUUUUGGAUGGCUUCAUCAAGAAUAUUGUGAUUGGCCCUAAACUCUCUCAGGUGGGUAUAGUGUCCUACGGUGAGACCGUGACUCACAACGUCAAUCUGAGUCAGUUUACCAACACACCUGAUCUGCUGGCGUUUGUCAAAGAUCUGCCUCAGCAGACCGGCUUCAAGACCAUGACCUUCCUGGGCAUUGAUACGGCCAGGAAAGAGGCCUUCAUGCCAGAGCGAGGCGCGCGACCUGGCGUGAAGAAAGUCAUGGUGAUUGUCACCGAUGGAGAGUCACAUGACUUCCAUAACCUUCAGACGGUCAUCAAAGACUGCGACGACGAUGGCAUUGAGCGCUUUGGCAUCGCUGUUUUGGGAGACUAUAAUCGGCAGAACAAGAGUGCAGAGCAGAUGCAGAAGUUCAUCAACGAGAUCGAGUCCAUCUCCAGUCAGCCACUGAAAGACCACUUCUUCAACGUGUCUGAUGAGUGGGCUCUGUUGACCAUCGUCGACGCUCUGGGCAGCAAGAUCUUUGCCUUGGAAGCCACAAAGGGAAACUUUACUACCUCGUUUGAGAUGGAGAUGUCCCAAACUGGGUUCAGUGCACAUACAUCCAAAGACAGCGUGUUACUGGGAGCGGUGGGUGCGUACGAUUGGAACGGGAAUGUGGUGAUGAUAAAUGCAGGAGAAUCCAUCAAUCCAGGGAAGAACCAGUUUUACGACUCCAAGACUGAGGCUGGAUACGAACGGCUGGCUGGAUACCUUGGUUAUGAUGUUCAGAUUGCAUCCACCCCAGGCGGAGUGCUGUACGUCGCUGGUGCACCACGGUACAACCACACGGGCCGAGUUGUUAUCUAUCGUCUGAGUGAGACCAACGACAUUGUCGUCACGCAGAUUUUAAAGGGAGAGCAAAUUGGCUCCUACUUCGGCAGUGUCCUGCAGACUGUCGACGUGGACGGUGACUCCUACACAGAUCUCCUCUUGGUCGGCGCUCCAAUGUACAUGGGCUCAGAGCGGGACGAGCAGGGACAAGUCUAUGUUUAUAAAGCUGAGGGCGACAACUUUAAGCAUGAGUUCACUUUAAAGCCGGUCAACCAGUCCUGCUGCACUGCCCAGUCAGACAGCUGCACUCAUAAAAAUGAACCAUGCGGCGCCCGGUUUGGUACGGCCAUUGCAGCAGUGUCAGACCUCAACCUGGACGGAUAUAACGACGUGGCCGUCGGGGCACCAUUUGAGAACGACCACAGAGGAGCCGUCUACAUCUAUCACGGAGAUAAGACGUCCCUGAAGGAAAAGUUUGUGCAGCGGAUCCCUGCAGGUGGGGACGGUGAAAAGGUGAAAUUCUUCGGUCAGUCCAUACAUGGAGUCAUGGAUCUGAAUGGAGAUGGAAUCACCGAUGUUACCAUCGGAGGCCUGGGCGGGGCUUCUCUGUUCUGGUCCAGAGAUGUCGCGGAGCUCCGUGCCAACAUGACGUUUGAUCCCGUUAAAAUAAACCUGCAGAAGUCUCAGUACCACUGUGAACAUGGUGGACGCAAAUCUGUGUGCGUCAAAGCCGAGGUCUGCUUCGUCUACAGCGUCAAAUCGGACAACAAGCACUUGAGCUCUGCUGCAGAGAUCCGUUACAUUCUCACUCUGGAUGCCCUGCGUGCCAAAGCCAGGGCGGCAUUCAUCGCCGUGGACGAUAAAAAUGAUCGCAGGAUUACCAGAAGCUUUGCCAUCAACGACCGAGAAAGAAAGUGCAUCCAGGAGACCUUCAUGAUGUCGGCUCGCCUGGAUUUCCGCGACCCGCUCAUGGUGUCUCUGGAGUUUGGACUUGCCGAUGAAGACGAAGGCCCCGUCCUGGAUGAAAGCCUUCCAAGAUCCAUUAAUAAGACCAUUCCCUUAGUGGACUGUGGGAGUGAUCAGAGGUGCAUCGCCGACCUCUCCCUCAAAGCAGAGCCCAGUGUAAAAAGCAUGGUGAUCAGAGCAAACAUUGACAAGUUCGAUGUCAACGUCAACAUCGGAAACAGCAAAGACAACGCGUACAACACCAAGAUCGUCCUCAGCUUCACAUCGAACAUCAACUACGUUAAAGUCGAGCCGGAGAGAGAAUGCACUCUGAAUCACACUAAAGUGGAGUGUGCUGUCGGUUACCCGUUCCUGGGCAGCAAUGUCGAGGAAAUGUUCAAAGUGAAAUUUGAAGUGAAUCCCGCACAUGUUCAGGAACUCAUUCAGAUCAACGUCACAGCCACAAGUGACAGCGAGGAGCUGCCUUCUACGCUGAGUGACAACUCAGUACAAAUCUUCAUCCCUGUCAAGUAUGAAGCUGGGUUCAUAUUCUCAGUACGGCCUGUGGAUGAGCACAUUGUGGUAAAAGAGGGCGAACAGUAUUCUAGAGUGUUCAAUGACACCAAGAUGAUCGGAGAGGAGGUCAACAUCAGCUACACGGUGGAGAGGGCAGGUGAUGUCGUGGCUCCACCCCUUGACCUUACGGUGACAUACCCUCACCUGUCUCCCCGACAAAACAACUUACUCUACCUCACACAUGUCGCCACCAGCCCAGAGGUGAAAUGUGAUGCAGCGCGCUGGAUUAACCCUGAAAAAAUUAACCCAAACAUUGUAAAGCCUGAUCCAAAGAAAGAAUCGCUCAGUGUCUUCCUGUUGACCUGUUCCGAGGAGCUUUACUGUGCGUCGUUUACCUGCUCCAUCCCCGAGGUAAAGAUCAGUCAGGUCAACGUCACGUUCAGAGUGUGGAAACCUACAUUUAUCAAGGGUGAGUUUUCCAGUCUGCACAUGUUGGUGAAUGGUACUCUGGAGAUCAAAGACACAAAGCUGUUUCAACUGAACACCAAUGACAAGACCAGAACUGUAAAGAUCCAGGUAUCAAAGGAAACUUUAGGAGGGAUUCCUAUAUGGGUCAUCAUUAUCAGCAUCCUGAUAGGACUUCUGAUCUUAGCGCUCGUCAUCUUCGCUCUUUGGAAGAUGGGCUUCUUCAAGAGAAAAUCCAGGGACGACUACACAAAGGACGAAGUAAUGGACUGAGGUAUCCAGACAUCUGUGUGAGCAACUGCUCCCAGAGCCAUCAGCUUGCACGACAAAGUGAGAGAAGAGGCGUUAAAAAACCCACAGUAUCCUCAGUAAUGCAACACAGUGACAGCCUGGGAAACACAAGCAGCAUCCGCUGUGUCCUGUCCUUCAUAUGGUUUAAUAAUGUUUGCAAAUACUUCCAAACUCAAGCACUCGGUUACAACUUUGGGGCAUUUCAGAUGGUCAAAGAAAAUCCUCAACCAUGCAAUACAGUUGCUCAGAGGUAUUUGCAAACAUUCUUCUUGGUCAGCUUCUUGCUUCAAACCUCCAUGCAGAAGGAAGACAUCACUUACCGGGCACAAUUUGGCAACAUGGCAAAUAUCAAGACUGCAGCUUUACAAAAGACUCAGAGCUAAAACAGCUGUGCUCCAGCUUUAGAGGGAAAAAAAAACUACUCAGGUUUUUCAGUGUGAAGAUCCAAAGUGGCCUAAAGUCACCUCACCUCAGUCCAUAUCACGAUAGAGAAGACUUUUAUGUGAAGUUUGUAUGUGUUGCUGUUGUCUGGGGCACGGACACUCCUGUGUUGAAGCUUAUGUGUUUGAUGAACACUGUACCUUUUAACGUUUAAUAGCAUUUUUUUAUAUGUUGGUUUUAGCGAUAUCACACGGCACAUUCUUGAGCAUUGAUUUCCAAAGAACACUGACCUGAACAAAAGCGAUCACCAAACGAAGCUGGAUGCUUUUCUUUGUUAUACUUUCGGUCUUUCGGUUAACCAGUUAAAAAUUUUGUAAUUAGUUGAGAAUACAUGAAGCUGUGCCUUCAGCAUCCAAAACCCUUGAUUGUACUGUAAAUAUGGCUAAGUGCUCCAAAAUGUAAACUUAAUAUGUACAUAAUUGUGUUUGCUUUAAGUCAUGUAAUUUAAGAUAUGUUAUCCACACGGCUUCUCGCAUCGGCGUGUGACCAGUGGUCAGAACAUGAUUUUGCUCAGGUGCUACAAGUAUCAUGGAAGAUGGCGUACAAGUAUUUUGACGUAUAGGAAAAAAGAAAAAAGAAAAAGAUCAGACCUACGGUAUAUUUCACAAUUUCAAAGCUGAUGCAAAUAUGUAAAUAUUGUUCUAUUUUGAUGAGAAAGUGAAAGAGUAAUUAUUAUGUUCAUGGAAAUUCACAUGAAGAUGAGGGUUUGUAUCCACUACUUUGGCUUUAGGUCUGUUGAAUGACUGUUUCUUGAAGGCAGAGGCUUUAUCAUUUCUUUUUGUUUUUUUGAUGGAAGCAUUCUUUUCACCAGCAGGUUUCUAUCAAGUGGGAUUUGCUGCUAAAUUGUUUGCAUUGUAGAGAAGCUACAGCAGGACACAUAAAAACAUUAGUUUGUUGUCAUCCCAAAAUGCAGUACACCGUACCUUACAAAGUUAUGCCUUAAGAUCUUGUUUUGUUGUUGUUGUUUCAGAAGUUGCAGAUGCAGCAGUUGAAGGAGAUUGUAUGGUAUGUUUGUUGAGACUGAGAUUCUGCUGUUUUCUUUACUUUUCCCCCCCUCACUGUCAUUCAAUAAAGCUGGCAGUGGGGGGGGGCUAGAAAAAAAAGUGCUCACUCUUCACUGUUGACACAAAGCACAUGUAAUUGUCUGUACAGAAUGUGUAACAUUUUAAGACUAUACAUCAGGCUUAUGCAUGAGGGUGGAGUCCUGAGUCUUUCUUUGUCCACUUGCGUAGACAGAACGUAGUCGGGGGUAACCGUGUCUAUUGGCAUUAUCCUCGGUUAUAUUAGGAGAAAAUACUCAAAGUGAGAGCAAGGCACAAAGUAAGAGUUGCGAGUACCUCCCCGGCCUUCUACACUGCUGUGAAGUCGUCAUUUUAAUGCACUGGUUUGUCAGACUGAUUGCAUCCCCAUCAGCACAAAUGAAAUGAAUAUUAUGUACGAAAAUAAAGACUUUUUUAUGAUA